GGGCAGUGUGUAUAUGUGCGUGAGAGCGCUAGAGAGGAAGAGUGCAGGCAGAGCUCCAUCCACAGCCUCGCUGUACCGGACUGUCAUCCUCCGCUACGUCUCCGCUCUGGUCGCUGUCUCUUUUUUUAAAAUUUUUCAUCCGGUUUUACAUUCGGCGGAUGUAGCAUGGAGGCGAUUUGAGACGCACCGCCGAGCCGUCAGCAGUUUCACUUGCUCCAAAGAACCGACUCCCUUGACGCGCGUCCGGCUGAAGUCAGAAUAAUGAUGGAGUACUGGAGGCAAUGCGCGCUGUGGUUAAUAAACUGCAAGGUGCUUCCCGCUAACCACCGGGUUACGUGGGAGUCUGCACAGGUAUUUGACCUGGCCCAGACGCUGCGGGACGGAGUGCUCCUCUGCCAUCUGCUCAACAACCUGAGACCCCAGUGCAUCAACCUCAAGGAGAUCAACCUCCGACCGCAAAUGUCACAGUUUCUGUGCCUGAAGAACAUCAGGACGUUCCUGGUGGCGUGCAGCGACGUAUUCGGCAUGAAGAAGAGCGAGCUGUUCGAGGCCUUUGACCUUUUUGACGUCAGAGACUUUGGAAAGGUUAUGGACUCGCUCUCGAAACUUUCCCACACAGCGAUUGCACAACAAACAGGAAUCAGGCCCUAUCCAUCAGAAGAGAGUGUUGAAGAUGAGGACAUCUACAACCACCUGGAGGACCUUAUAGACGAGAACGGGGUGGAGGACGAGGAGGAUCUGUAUGACUGCGUGUAUGAUGAUGAAGAUGGAGGGGAGAUCUAUGAGGACCUUAUGAAGACAGAAGCCAUCCCUCCCCCGGCGUUCCAGAAGCAAGCAGAGACUGACAUCAGGAGUUGCUGUUUGACAGAGAUCAAGCAGACAGAGGAGAAGUACACUGAGACUCUGGAGUCUAUAGAGAAGCACUUUAUGACGCCCCUGACCAUGUUUCUAUCCAUGGCCGAGAUGGAAAAGGUGUUUGUGAAUAUUCCGGACCUAGUUAAAGUUCACAAAUGUUUACUGGUAGAAAUCCUAGAGUCCAUCCACCACAGGAGUGCCCAGAACCUUUUCCAGAUCUUCAUCACUUUCAAAGAGAGGUUGCUGAUCUAUGGUAAGUACUGCAGCCACGUGGAAACCGCCAUCGCCAGUCUGGAUGACAUCUGCAAAGACAGAGAGGACGUACGCAUGAAGCUAGAGGAAUGUUCAAAGAGAGCUAACUACGGAAAGUUCACCCUGAGGGAUCUGCUGGUUGUUCCUAUGCAGCGAGUCUUGAAGUAUCACCUCCUCCUGCAGGAGCUGGUGAAACACACUCAUGAUGCCACAGACAAGAGUAAUCUGCGGACGGCAUUGGAUGCCAUGAAGGACUUGGCUCAGUACGUCAACGAAGUCAAGCGAGACAAUGAGACGUUGCGAGAAAUCGAUCAGUAUCAGAAAUCCAUCGAAAACCUGAAUCAGCCCCUGAGUAACUACGGCAGACCUAAAGGGGACGGGGAGGUACGCGUGGCCACGGUGGACAAACGAGCUAAACAGGACAGGCACAUCUUCCUGUUCGAUGCCGCCGUGAUUGUUUGUAAGCGGCGAGGAGACAACUACGAGAUGAAAGAAGUGAUCGACUUGCACCUCUUCAAGAUCACCAACAACCCCACAUCAGACAAGGAGAAUCGAAAGUGGUCCUACGGAUUCUACCUCACCCAUAAACAGGGCCAGAGCGGCUUCGAAUUCUUCUUCAAGACCAAAGAGCUGAAAAAGAAGUGGCUGGAUCAGUUUGGCAUGGCCAUAUCCAACAUCCAUCCUGAGAAUGCCACCAGCAACUUCCACGAGUUUCACAUGCACACCUUUGAAAUGAUCACCUCCUGCAACUCUUGCCACAUGCUGCUGAGGGGCGUCUUCAACCAGGGCUACCUGUGCUCCAAGUGUGGCUUAGGUGCCCAUAAAGAGUGCCUGGGCCGCUUUGGCAGCUGUGGAAAAACAGAUCCAGGCUCCGGCAGACCUCAGGGCAAAGAUCGAGAUGCAGGUCGGCCCAAGAUGCUGGUAAUCAGGAACUACUUUGGUGUGCCGAGCCCUACAUCUGGUCCACCGCUCAGCAUCCAAACGGGUGACAUCAUCGAAUUAAUCUGCGCCGACAUUCACAGCCCCUGGUGGCAGGGCAAAAUCCUGACGACGAAGGAGGUGGGCUUCUUUCCGAGCGACGCCGUGAAGCCUUGCCCGUGUGUCCCAAAGCCCAUCGACUACUCCUCCCAAACGUGGUUCGCGGGGCCGAUGGAGAGGCUGCAGGCGGAGGCGGAGCUCGUCAACAGGGUCAACAGCACCUACCUGGUCCGCCACCGAAGCAGAGAGUACACCGAGUAUGCCAUCAGCAUAAAGUACAACAACGACGUGAAGCACAUAAAGAUCCUGACAAAGGACGGCUGCUUCUACAUCGCAGAGAACAAGAAGUUCAGGAGCAUAUUAGAGCUGAUUGAGUACUACAAACACCACUCGUUGAGAGAAGGUUUUAGGAGUCUGGACACCACACUGAAGUUUCCUUACCAGGAGCCGGAGAACGCCGAUGUGCACCGCCUCAACCGAUCGGGUAGCACCACCCCAUUGCUCUGCGGCUUCUCUUUUGUAACUCCCGCCGGCUACAGCUUUGUACCUCCUUCCUCUGCUCCCUUCUGGUCAGUGUUUACUCCCAAAGUGAUCGGGGUGGCCAUCGCGCGCUACGACUUCAGCUCACGAGACACCCGGGAGCUCUCGCUGCAGGAGGGCGACGUGGUGAAGAUCUACACAAAGUCCGGGGCCAACGGUUGGUGGAGGGGCGAGGUCAACAGCAGGGUCGGCUGGUUCCCCUCCACAUACGUAGAGGAGGGUGAGGAGUGAAAGGUUCCACGUCUGUAGAAGAUAACGCCAAAGGAAGAGCGGCAGCAGUGGGCCACGCGAACUGAACGUGACAGCAAGGGAACAGAGGGGGCUCCUGCGCGCGGAGCGGGGCGGCCCCUCGCUCCCCUCCCUCCGUGGGGUCCUGCUGCCCACGACCGUCCCAGAGGCCUUUGGGAGGGCAGAGAAAAAAAAAGAGAAAAGCGAAAAAAAAGGCAGCAGUGCGUUGCAGAUGCAAAGACGCCCCCGUGGUUCGUGGCUGCCUCUCUGUGGCUAAGUGACUCCAGCGAGCAGCAGCUUGCCUGUCAGCGGGGCUCGAGCCCUCGCCAGACAUGGCCUCCUCCCCCCCUCCCUCCAGCAUCAUCCCUCCAUCCAUAAUUCACCUUGCACUCCCUUCCUCUCUGCACCCAGACGCCUCCCCCAAACUCCCACCUGUUUCUGCUAGCCAAGUCUGCCGUCGCCGGUGUGUCAAAAGUGGCUUCUCAGAUGUCACUCCUCCAUUCAUGCCAUGGCCCAUCUGUCCAUCCAUCCAUCCUCCCCACCGCCCCCUGUGAGAAUAGAGUCAUCUGAGCUGGAAAAGACCAACACUUUUUUUUUUUCUUUCAUCCCCUUCUCUCUCUGGAGGGAUUUCAGUUAGUUUUGACCUUGCCUCUGUGUUGCAUCCACUAAUGCAGGUGGUUAUUGAUGACUUGAUGCCCCAGAUUCACACACACACACACACACACCACCCACCUCUCGUCCCUCUUCAGAUUAGGAUCACCUCACACGUCUCUUACAGGAGAUGGAGGAGAGCGAUGGCAUCGGAUAGCAUCGCUGAGCAGUGCCAGCAAUUGAUCGCUGUUGUUCCUAUUUUCCUCCCGCCUUCUACAUUCUUUAUCUGCAGCCCGGCCUCUCAUGUUUUGAGCUGUCUUGGCCGUUAGCGAUCCCCGCCCCCCCCCCCCCCCCCCCGCUCUUAUCUGUGGCAGCUCCGUCGACAGGAGCCCAUUCGCCGAGGGUUUAUCUUAUCGGGGGCAUUAGCGGCUUGUCGGGGAACAAGACUCACUACCUAGAAGCCACGUGUCCCCUUAACGCAGAAAGAAAAGAAGUCCUGCUUUGGGUCUUAAGCAGUAAUUGAUAUUUUCGCUGGGUUUUUCCACAUUUUAGAGUACAGAGAACACUUGAAAUUUGGAGGAAAUAUUUUGUCAAGAAAACAUUUCAUUUAAAAAAUGUAUUCAUGCACACACACACACACACACACACACAAAGCAGAAACCUUUGUCCUCCAUUCAUUCCUUACUGUCCUCCCUUUCACCCCAUGUAUACAUGCAUACAUCUGCACACUGUCUGUUUACUCUCCAGUGAAAGAGGAUUUCCCAACAUUUGAGAAAAUAGAAUAAAAAGGCUGUGUAUACAAGAUCAAGUUUAGUGUCUGGAGGUGAGACCAGAAAACCCCCAGCAUUUGGCUCUAUGGAGUAAUACUUUUAUGAAAAAAACGAUUAUACUGCCUGGCCGAGAUGAGGCGGAGACAAAAAGAAAACCCCAUUUUUAUGCUCACACAAUGCGCAGAAGGCUGGCAAAGACUUUGAUCUAGUCCUUUAACGUCUUUCUUCAUUCAAAGCUGUUCUUUGGCUGUAUUUCUCAUGUUCCCCCUCGCUCCGUAAAUACCUUCACAUAGGCCUAAGCAUAGAAUUGUUUGAAAAGCAUCCAUCUCUUUUCUGCACAGCAAAACGAAUAAUGCAUUGUACAGACGAAAUGUCUGUCACAGGAACACACAUUCCCUAAGAGGCAGUGAACACAUGUAUCAGACAUUGAAUGAGGCCAGACCUAUCAGAGUGGAUGGGGAAGUAUAACUAUGUGGUUAAAUUGUAGAUUCUGCCUCUGUAGAUACAGCCAUCGGGCCAUUGCUUCCUUUCAUAGCUUUCUUCCUGUCAUGUCUUCAUUGUGUCCAUGCCAUUGGGAGUAUAAGUAUGCAUUUUUUGUCAAGAUAUAUGCUUUUAUAUGCGCUUAAUGGAGCCAUUAUGUUUGAAACUGGCUAACAACCCCCUGAAAGCCCUGCCACUCCCAAGACAUUCUGAUUUGUAUGACAAUAGAUAUUUUGUUCUCAGCCAUAUUGUUUAAUACUGGACUGAAGAAAAGUGUCAAAAAGAGUCCCAUUAAUGUGUUUCUGCAUUGGGACGUCCCUCUGUUUCCAAACGAUUAAACAGUGUCAUUGAGUGACCACUAGAUGGAAGCAUCCUAAACACAUCACCUCCUCUCCAAGCCAGUCACCUUCAACUCGCCAAAGUUUAGAGAUGACAUCAUCUGAUUAGGAGGCCAAACGUAUUCGAGGAAGCAUCGAGCAUCAGCCUCCUAUUUGUAGCUCUGAAUGCGAACAAAGAGGUCUCAUAGACAAAAUUCUCCCGGACGUUAACACAUUCCCUGAGUCUCUCAAAAUAUCCCGACAUUCCAGGAACCUUUCGUCUGGUAUUAUUCCCGAGGAUGACAUUUCCCCUCUCCUCCUGCUUCCGAAAAUGCCUUCAAUCUCAGAGCAUUCAGAAGUUAGAUCGGCAACAUCUUCAGUGUAAAUCUGCAGUGGGCCGGCCGAUCCAGUGUGUCCCCUCUCGGGAGGACGGGAGAGGCCGAGCAGGCUCUCUCUCUCUCUAAUCGCAGACUCCGGUAAUCCACUCCCGCACUCCUCCUCCGCCCAGAUGAACUCUGACAGCGGGAGCCAUUUACAACGGCAGGCCUUCCUCCACUCCCAGCGCGCUUCCACAUUAUUUAUUUUGUUUGCGCGCGCAGGAGGGACAGGAGGAAGGCUCAAGGGUAUCUGUGAUCUAAUCAUUACACCAUCUCCUCACCCCGGCGACCCCGCUGCAUCCAUCUCUUCUGUCUGCUCUCUCUCUCCCCUCCACCUCGUCACUUCCCCUCUCUCUCUUUCAUCCAUUCCCUGUCUUGUCAAUUUCUCUUUGUAUUCUGUCCCUCGCCCCGAUGCUCUGUAAGCUGUAACUGCUGUACGUUGGUUUCGGGAGGAGAAUGGAAGAUUCCGUAUAAUAAGGAGGGAAAGAGGCGGUCUGAAUUCCUGAUGAACAACCCCAGCAAAAUAAGGACCGUUUUUUCUUUUACCGCACAGUGAAAUGAUGCUGAUUAGAGAAGGAAUGAGACACUGGCUCUCACCACUGUUUUCUCUUCAGAUAAUGUGCACUGUGUGCAAAGACCAUGUCCACACAUGGAGGCUUACAGCCUGUACGUGUGGAGGAACAAUUCAACAGGAUUUAGGUCUGGGCAAGUCUUAGCCCAGCAGGGGGUUUCAGGAUUCAAUCAUAUUAAUAACCAGCAUAGAAGGACACAUGUGAAGCAAUCUGAACGGGAACAUAACACGACCCAUACAUGAAGAACAUAUGUCAUACAAUCCAUCCUCAAUCCUUUGAAAGAUCACCCGAACCUGUGUGUGCUAUAUUGCUGCAUCGCUCACUUUGUUCCCAAUGUCCAUGUUCUGUUGUCCCUCUGAAGCCAAAGAUGUACGCUGUACUCACGGUGCGCUCAGCGCCGUGUCUCAUGUAACCACGGUACCCGACCGCUGUGGCCUAAAACUGUGCAAUCUCGACUCUGUAGGGUUACCGUGUAUUGUUGCUGUACCAUAAUGUAAGAUAUGUACAUAGCACAUAAUAAAGAUAUACAUUGCUUCUUCUGA
Pungitius pungitius (ninespine stickleback) is the source of this 6502-nucleotide messenger RNA. It is a transcript of the gene vav3a, whose product is annotated as guanine nucleotide exchange factor VAV3. Bases 262 to 2856 code for a protein of 864 amino acids. The record is from RefSeq and is a predicted model, not a curated record. Gene Ontology annotation, cellular component: plasma membrane; cytoplasm. The transcript has 28 exons. Gene Ontology annotation, biological process: regulation of GTPase activity; cell migration; intracellular signal transduction. Gene Ontology annotation, molecular function: guanyl-nucleotide exchange factor activity; protein binding. NCBI's taxonomy places the organism in Eukaryota, Metazoa, Chordata, Actinopteri, Perciformes, Gasterosteidae.